Molecule: messenger RNA, 1572 nt
Organism: Lodderomyces orthopsilosis Co 90-125
Lineage: Eukaryota; Fungi; Ascomycota; Pichiomycetes; Serinales; Debaryomycetaceae
Exons: 1
Coding region: 1-1572 (523 amino acids)
Biological process (GO): maturation of SSU-rRNA from tricistronic rRNA transcript (SSU-rRNA, 5.8S rRNA, LSU-rRNA)
Cellular component (GO): nucleolus; 90S preribosome; small-subunit processome
Molecular function (GO): protein binding
Source: RefSeq, a predicted model, not a curated record
AUGAGCGAGCCAAAAAGUGACAACAAACACCUGAAGGGUCAAGUCAAAAGCCUGAAAAGCCAAAGAAAACAUAGAUACUCCAAAGACAAGAAACUCAACUCCAAAUUACAAAGGAUAGAAAACCAAUACAAGGAUGCAUUAAAAUCUGCUGCAGGUACCGAUUAUCUUUUACAAGAGGAGACAGGGUUUUUGGAAGCAGAAGGCCCUAUGGAAAGAACUUUCAAAUUCAAGCAAGAUGAAAUAACAAAGGCAGUGGAUGCAAACACUGCAAAUAAAAAAUUUGAACUUAAACUUCCCGAAUUUGGUCCAUAUCUGAUUGAUUUUUCAAGAAAUGGUCGUGAACUUCUUCUUGGAGGAAAAAAGGGACACGUUGCGUCUAUUGAUUGGAAGUCUGGUUUAUUGGGAUGUGAAUUGCACCUUAAUGAGACAGUUAAUGCCGUGAAGUGUUUGCACAAUGAUCAAUACUUUGCCGUAGCACAAAAGAAAUACACUUUUAUCUAUGACAAGGAAGGUACAGAACUUCAUCGACUCAAGCAGCAUGUGGAGGCUACCCUAUUGGACUUUUUGCCGUAUCAUUUUCUUUUAGUGACAGCUGGACACACAGGUUUCCUAAAAUACCAUGAUGUUUCCACAGGUGAGUUGGUUAGUGAGAUAAGAACAAAACUUGGUCCCACUUUAGCAAUGAAACAUAAUCCAUACAAUGCUGUUAUUCACCUGGGCCAUGGAAAUGGUCAAGUAACAUUGUGGUCUCCAAAUGCACCUGAACCGUUAGUCAAAAUACAAUCUGCUCGUGGCCCAAUUCGAGAUUUGGCCAUUGAUAGAGAGGGUAAAUAUAUGGCAGUCAGCGGAGCCGACAAGACGUUGAAAAUAUGGGAUGUACGAACUUUCAAAGAAGUGGAUCAAUAUUACACACAAACGCCGGCUACAUCAUUAGAUAUUUCCGACACCGGAUUACUCUCUGUCGGUUGGGGUUCACAUGUAACUAUAUGGAAAAACAUUUUUAAAACAUCACAUCAGGCUGAUCCAUAUAUGAACCAUUUGAUCCCUGGAUCGAAAGUGGACAAGGUCAAGUUUGUUCCAUUCGAAGAUAUUCUAGGCAUUGGUCACCAGCAAGGGUAUGACUCAAUUAUAGUUCCAGGUGCUGGUGAAGCCAAUUAUGAUGCAUUAGAAUUGAACCCAUUUGAAACUACUAAACAAAGACAGGAACAAGAAGUCAGGUCUUUGCUUAAUAAACUUCCCGCUGAUUCUAUUGCGUUGGACCCAAACACUAUUGGAACUAUUGAUAAAAGAGCAAAAUCAAUAAAAUUGAAACCUGGAGAGAUUAAUGAAUUGGGUGAUUUUGCUAAUGAUGCAUCAGACAAGAUGGCUAUAAAACCGGAUGUCAAGGGUAAAAAUUCUGCUUUGAGAAAACAUUUGAGGAGAAAGAGAGAAAAUGUCAUUGAUCAAAGAAAGAUGAGGAUUGAAAAGAAUUUGAGAAAUGAAAAGGAGGCAAGGUUGAGACGUUUGAAGAUGCUACAAGGGGAAGAAGAGGAAAAGGAUGUUUUAGACUCUGCAUUAGCUAGGUUUAAGUAA